CCCCCCAUUGACAUCUCUUCAAGAACAUAACUCACGAACCCUUUUCCCAAAAACACAAAAAGAAAAUUGUAGUGUGAUCGAGAAAUCAAGAAUGGCUGAUGCUCUUGUUGGUGCUACCAUAAGGAUUACGUUAGAGAAGGCAGUUGGCAUUGCUAGUGACCAGAUUGGCAUGGUUUAUGGAUUCAAGGAGGAUCUGGUGAAGUUCAAAGCAUCGGUGGAGAUGAUCCUAGCUGUCUUGGCUGAUGCUGAGGAAGAGCAGCCGAAGCAGCAGGCAGUGCAGCUUUGGCUGAAGAGACUUGAAGGACUGGCUUAUGAAGCUGAUAACGUGUUGGAUGAGCUCAACUAUGAUGUUCUAAGACAACAGGUAGAGACCGGAAAGAGAAAUGGUAACCAACUGAAGGGAAAGGUACGCUCUCUUUUCCAUUCUAACUCAAUUGGUUUUCGUUGGAAAAUGGGUCAAAAGAUAAGGGAUUUGAACAAGAAGUUGAACAUUAUUAAUGAAGAAGCGAAUAGCUUUGGACUCAAGUCCCAAUUGGGGGGUAGUGGUACAAAAGCUACUCUGCUUCCCGACAUUAGUAGAACUGUGAUGGUCAAUCGAGAGACUGACUCCGUUGUUUUUCCUAAUAUUGUGGGUAGAGAGCAUGAUAAGUUCAAAAUAGUACAGAAGAUUUCGAGUGAGACCAGCAAUGUUAUUUAUGUUUUGCCCAUAACUGGAAUGGGUGGUUUGGGAAAAACAACUCUGGCUCAAUCAAUUUUCAACGACCAGCAAAUAGAGAGGCAUUUCGAUUUAAAGAUUUGGGUUUGUGUAUCUGAAGAUUUUGAGGUCACUAGGAUAUUCAGACUAAUCUUGGAAUCGUUGACAAGACGCAAAGUUGAUGUAGCUAGUAGAGAUGUUAUUGUUCAAGAGAUUCGAAAAGAAAUCGAGGGCAAACGAUAUCUUCUUGUAUUGGAUGAUCUUUGGAAUGAAAUUCCUUUACUCUGGACGGAUUUUUAUCGUUCUUUGACUGGAAUAAGCACGACCAGAGGAAACUGGUGUCUUGUGACUACUCGUCAGCUACAAGUGGCAACCGUUGUGGCUACAUAUCCUCCCUAUUCAUUAGGGAAGCUAUCUGAUGAUGAUUGCUGGACUAUAAUAAAAGACAAAAUGAUAGGAAGUGGGGAAGUAACAGAAGAAUUACAAGGACAAGAAAAGGAAAUCACAAAAUGGUGUCAAGGUCUGCCACUUGCUGCAAUUGUUAUUGGAGGUUUGUUGCGUAUGAGAAGGAAAGAGGAGUGGCUCUCAAUUGUGAACAAUGGGCUUUUGAAGUUUACUGGAGAUGAUAGUAGUGUCAUGCAAAUACUCAAGCUGAGCUUUGAUCAUUUGCCAUCUCCAUCCAUCAAAAAAUGCUUUGCAUACUGCUCGAUGUUUUGCAAGGAUUUCAAGAUAGAAAGGAGGAAGUUAAUCCAACUUUGGAUGGCAGAGGGAUUUCUUCAAUCAAACCUUGAAAAUGAAGUAAUGGAGGAAAUAGGUGAUAAGUAUUUCAGAGUUUUGGUGGAGAGUUCCUUGUUACAAGAAGAAAUUAGCAGUGAUAAGCAAACAUUUGGUAGAAUGCAUGAUCUUGUGCAUGACCUCGCACAAUCUAUUUCGAGAUGUGAAAGCAUUGUUUUAAACUCGUCUGGAGAAAUUACACCAAGAAACUCUAAAGUCGUAUCUAGUUCACUUCGCUCAUUAUUUCCAAGGAGUAGUAUACCGGAGGACCUAGCACCAAAGUUGAAGAACUUGCGCGUCCUAGAUUUGUCUUCAGCAAAUAUUGUGGAGUUGCCAACAUCAAUUGGUAAACUAAUCUAUCUGCGCUAUCUUGAGUUUCCAUACACUCUAACAAAAACUUUGCCAGAAUCUCUUUGCAAGCUUUAUAAUUUGCAAACUCUGAAGUUCAAUUGCAUUUUUCCAAUGGACCUUCCAGAGCAGAUGAGCAAGUUGAUUAGCUUGAGACAUCUAUGCUAUUACAAUAAUGAUAGAAAAGUGCAGAUGCCGCUAGAGAUGGGGAGAUUAACUUGUCUUCAAACGCUGGACUUCUUCAAUGUUGGUGAAGAGAAAGGACGUCAAAUUGAAGAGCUUGGAUGCUUAAGACACCUGAAAGGUUACCUGAGGAUCCGCAAUCUUGAACUGGUAGAAGGCAAAGAAGCAGCUGAACGGGCAAAAUUGUUCGAAAAGCAGAAUUUAUCUUCACUAUCACUUGAAUGGGGCUGUAGAGGGGAAGAUGACGGUGCUGAUAUAAAUGUGUUGGAGGGCCUCCAACCUCAUCCCAAUCUGCAAGAAUUAGAAGUUGAAAAUUUCACGAGUAAUCAAUUUCCACUGUGGUUGAUGAAUCUGUCAACAAGUCUCGACAAAUUGGUAUGUCUACGGCUAAUAAACUGCAGAAGAUGCACAGAGCUUCCUGCACUUGGACAACUGCCAUUUCUCCAGUCUCUGGCCAUGAUUGGACUGGAAAAGGUAACAGUCAUUGGGCAUUCAUUCUAUGGCUUAUGCAAUCCAAGUGGAUCCAGAAGCUCUCGUAGUUCUAGUCAAUUGUCUAGAAAGGUGUUUCCACAUCUUAAAUGUCUCUACCUAUACAAUAUGAACAAUCUCGUUGAGUGGAUGGAGGCAGAAGCAACAGAAGGUGAAGUAUUAGAUGUGUUCCCCAUGCUGGAGACAUUGAAGAUACAGAAUUGCUAUAAACUAAACAGAGCUCCAAAUUAUUUCCCAAGCCUUAGACAAUUGGUAAUUGAAAAUUAUCGUGAUGGUUUGUAUUAUCAGUUGAAAACACCAAAUAAAAGCCAUGCUUUGGUGUUAAAAGAUAUUUUGAGCAAAGCAACCACUCUCUCAACACUCAGAAUAGGAGGCCAGGCAGGACUCACAAGCGUUUCUGAUGUGUUAGCAGUUCACAACAGCCAAAAUUUAAAAUACCUGUCAUUAGAGAGCUGUCCUCAUUUACUGCAUCUAGGUGACUUGCAUAAGUUGCUUUCUUUGGAACACUUGUCAGUAGUAAGGUGUCCUAAUCUCAACGCUAUCGAUCUUAUAGCUCCCAAUGACCAGCAACAUCUCACAUCUCUUCGAAGUUUGACAAUUGGUCAAUGCAAUGGCUUGAGAGGUCUUCCAAGUGAAAUGGUAGAGCUCAAUACAUCUCUCCGGGAACUCAGACUGUACGAAUGCCACAAUCUUGUCUGGUUUCCAGUUGAUUUGCAACAGAUGCCUUCUCUUUCAGUGCUAUGGCUAGGUAACUGUCCCAAGUUAACCACUAUGCCCCAAGGAUUUGGUGGUCUUACCAGCUUAAGGGAAUUAUGGAUUGGUCCCUUCUCAGAUACUUCAAUGGAGAACUAUGGAUAUGACUGGUUAGCUUUAUGUUCUUUUUUUCCUGUCCGAAAACUGACAUUACAGGGGUGGCCUCACUCUGAGUCCCUGCCAAAUCAACUUCAAAAUCUGUUUGCCCUGAUAGAAUUACAUCUAUUUGGUUUUGGAAUAGAAGCUUUACCAGAAUGGUUGGGGAACCUUGUUCAUCUUGAAGAACUAGAAGUAGUGAAUUGUGCUAAACUUCGAACUUUACCCUCCAUGGCUGCUAUGAGAUGCCUCACUAAGUUAAGUGAUUUGUGCAUCAAACACUGUCCCUUGUUGGAGGAACUAUGUACUCCUCAAAGCGGCCCUGACUCUGAGUGGUCUAAGAUUAACCAUAUACCUCAUAUCUUUGUUGGUCAGAUGACUGUUCAGUAUUUACCUUAUCACAGCUGGACAAGUCUUCUGCAGCAAUGAGUCUUCUGUAUGAUGCAACUAAAGCUGGAGAAGCAUAUUUUGAUAUUCAAUCUCAAUCACUUUUCAGUAUUGCUGAUCUCUCAGAUGUUGCUUUCAAUUUCAACAAGUUGAAAUUUUCAGUGCAGUAUUUCUUGUACUUGAUAUUGAGGAUUUGUCCAUAGACACGGCUAUGAUCCUUCCAUCGACAUCAUCUACCUUGUUAGCUCUUCUGAGUGCAUGGAUGCUUUUGGAGUUUUCAAACUAAAACUAUUAAAUUCCCAGUUUGAAGAAAGUUGAGUUUUGGCAGCUUAAUCUAAAGUGAAAGUUGAGAUCUUCAGAAAGGCUGAAUGAAGUCUGCAGCCUGAGGCUAUGGACUGGGAAGCUGCAGUAUGUUGUUCUUGAUAUCAGCUUGUUAGUCCGUUUCAACUGAAGAAUGAUGAGCAUGCAACCCCUUGUUACAGAAAAUGAAAGCUAUAGCUUCAUAGCAGAAGUGAUCUAUCUGUGGUGGUGUAUUUGUUACAGGGCAUGGUGUAGAAUCAAACUAUAUUGUAAUCACGUUGUGUUGUUGCAUAUUUCAAGUACAUAGAACAUUUUUAUUCAUAUAAAUCAAGUUUUGUUCCAAAACAAUAUAUUUGUGUCCCAAAUACUACCAAAAAAAAAAACUACAACAGAGGCAAUAAUUGUACACGACUGUACC
Messenger RNA from Coffea arabica (coffee), 4442 nucleotides. RefSeq names its product putative disease resistance protein RGA3. The record is from RefSeq and is a predicted model, not a curated record. NCBI's taxonomy places the organism in Eukaryota, Viridiplantae, Streptophyta, Magnoliopsida, Gentianales, Rubiaceae. Gene Ontology annotation, molecular function: ADP binding.